GAAGUACUAAAGGAUGUAACACCAUCAGUCUUUAGACUGGCAAAUGGAAUAUGGACCAAGAGUAUGGACGCUGAGUAUAAGGAACCAGUUGCCUAUCCUUACUCUGUUACGAAUAUCGCUCAGUAUGCCCCACCACGAUCACUACUGGAGCGCUUUGAGAGACGUAGGAACGAGUUGGACAAGUCACUGCCACUCGGCCGUCGCCUAGAGACCAUCAACUGCUUCUUCCAUCCAACGAGCGAAGCACAUCUAAGGAGAUUGUUGCUGGAUGGCUGGACCAGCUUCAAUGCCGCCGACAUUGUAUUCCACACCAACGCCUGUCGUGCCAUCAAAGAGGGCAACACAGCAUAUCCCAAGCUGGUCAUUGUCCGCCUAUCCCUGGGAAGAGAUGGAGUCGACUACACCAAUGCCAAUGGUCGUUAUCGUGUUCGUGAUCUAAGCAGUGCCAUCACAUCCUUUAUACUUGGUUAUAAAUCUUCAACAAUGCCUAAUGCGCCAUACACUGGUGUGUCGUCCUCGCCGCUGCAGUCCAAGCUACAGGUGCAGAUGCAGCAAAAGCCCAAGCCAUUGCCAACAUUUGUAGUCUCAACCAGUAGUAGUGCAUCCAUUAAUGCCAACGCCAUUGCCAACUCCAAGUUUGAUGCCUCUGGCGCCAUGAAGGGUGACGGAAUGACCUGUCUAUCUUGCCGCUAUGAGAACGCCGGUAACACCAAGUACUGUUGCCGAUGUGGAGGACAUCUUUGA
Acytostelium subglobosum LB1 is the source of this 744-nucleotide messenger RNA. RefSeq lists its product as hypothetical. The annotation marks the transcript as partial. Lineage: Eukaryota; Evosea; Eumycetozoa; Acytosteliales; Acytosteliaceae. The transcript has a single exon. The record is from RefSeq and is a predicted model, not a curated record.